AUGCGUCAAGCCCUCUCGGCGAUUCUCCCUGACACGAACACAGCCACACUCUCGGGCGCUGUCGACAUUAUCGCCGUGCGCUCUGCCGACGGCACCCUCGCAACCACCGCGUGGCAUGUCCGCUUUGGGUUGCUCAAGGUCGUUCAGAGCCGAGAGCGUCCCGUCACGAUCCGCGUCAAUGGAGUUGAGGCCGAUGAGAAAAGCUGUCGCAUGGUGUUGAGCGCUGCAGGAGAGGGUCGAUUCGUCGCCGGCAGUGCGCAAAAGGCGCCAGGGGUGGCGGGCGGCAGCGACGAGCAGGCUCUGGCUGCGCACCCUCCGCCUGACUGGCUGAGCUGGGAGCCAAGCUCGAGACUGGUCAUCAGCGACAUCGACGGCACCGUAACGCGCUCCGACGUGCGUGGCAACAUCCUGCCCGCGAUCGGGUGGGACGACUACGCGCACGAGGGUGUUGCGCAGUUGUACACCGCCAUCGCAGCUCGCGGAUUUUGCGUGGUCUACUUGUCGAGUCGCAACAUUGGCCUCGCAGACCGCACCAAGCAGUACAUCUCCGGCUUGCGGCAGCAUCGCGCUGGCGGCGAGACGGUCGACUCACUGCCCGAGGGGCCUGUGAUCACCUCUCCGAGCCGGAUGGCCGAUGCGCUCAUCCGGGAGGUGGCUGGCAUGUUUUACGCCGGCUCCCUUCACGCUGCGUUUGGAAACCGGCCAACAGACCUCGGCGCCUACGAGGCGGCCGGCAUCCCGCGUGAACGGAUCUUCAUUGUGGACAAGGAGACGCGACUGGCGGUUGCGCAGCAGCCACAGCAGUCCCAGGCCGCUGCGGAACACACGGGGGACGCGCGUCACAGCUACCGGACCCUGCUGGCGUCUGUGGAGGACAUGUUCCCGACUGUGUCCUAA
Emiliania huxleyi CCMP1516 is the source of this 897-nucleotide messenger RNA. RefSeq lists its product as hypothetical. The transcript has 4 exons. Gene Ontology annotation, molecular function: phosphatidate phosphatase activity. Bases 1 to 897 code for a protein of 298 amino acids. Lineage: Eukaryota; Haptophyta; Isochrysidales; Noelaerhabdaceae. The record is from RefSeq and is a predicted model, not a curated record.